GUGGAUGUCCGGGAGGUGAAUGGUCUCUUUGGAAACACGAAGAAGCUCAUCACUGAAGUGUUUGUGAGGCAGAAGUACCUUGAGUACAGACGAAUCCCCCACACUGACCCAGCCGAGUACGAGCUCCUCUGGGGCCCCCGAGCAUUCCUCGAAACCAGCAAGAUGCUUGUCCUGAGGCUCCUCGCCAAGUUCCACAAGAAAACUCCACAGUGCUGGCCUCUCCAUUACCUUGAAGCCCUGGCGGAGUGUGAAUCUGAAGACGACGACGGUGAUGGUGAUGAUGAUUCUGACUCCGGUGACAAUCCUGGCAACCCCACCAGCAGUCCCCCUCCCAGCUAAAAACUGCAGCAGACAUCCCACUCAUUUGGUUUCCCUGGCCAGAGGCCACUGACAGUGUUGGGGGGGCAUUUUGUUUCUAGUAUUUCUGUUCCAGUACCAUGUGUGUAAGUUUGGAUUUCCCAUUUGGUUCCAUA
Messenger RNA from Otolemur garnettii (small-eared galago), 473 nucleotides. RefSeq names its product MAGE-like protein 2. The transcript has a single exon. NCBI's taxonomy places the organism in Eukaryota, Metazoa, Chordata, Mammalia, Primates, Galagidae. Gene Ontology annotation, biological process: negative regulation of transcription by RNA polymerase II. Gene Ontology annotation, cellular component: nucleus. The record is from RefSeq and is a predicted model, not a curated record. The annotation marks the transcript as partial.